Messenger RNA from Helianthus annuus (common sunflower), 2035 nucleotides. Its product is annotated as putative FBD-associated F-box protein At5g22720. Bases 249 to 1784 code for a protein of 511 amino acids. The record is from RefSeq and is a predicted model, not a curated record. Gene Ontology annotation, molecular function: protein binding. The transcript has 5 exons. Lineage: Eukaryota; Viridiplantae; Streptophyta; Magnoliopsida; Asterales; Asteraceae.
CAUUUAACUCGGAAAAAUAGGGAAAAAACACAUUUUAGCAGUUUGCAAGUCUGCGAAGGACCAACUGGUCGCAGCAUCACCAAAACUCUCCUCUUCCUCCCUAAGUCAAAUUUAGGGUUUUCUUUUCUGGUUUCUUCUGGGUCCAUAACAGAAGACAUGAUGCUGGUGAUUUAGCAAACAAAAGCAAGGGAAAGAGGAACAAAGACUUAAAGAGUCCUAAAAUUCUGGCAAGCCAAAGUUAGGAGAGAAUGGAUUCGGGGCAUGGUGAAAUAAUAGAGAAUGCAGAAGGUGAUAGACUAAGCAACUUGCCAGAUGAUCUUAUUUAUAGAAUCCUAUCUUAUAUUAGCAUUAAACAUGUCGUCCAAACAAGUGCUUUGUCAUCUAGAUGGAGGUAUAUCUGGACUUCAGUGCCUCAUCUCAAUUUCUCAACUACGGAUUUCCGUAGGUUGCCCAGGUUCUCCAAAUUUGUUACACGUCUACUAUCCGGUCGAAACAAUCAAAGCGAAGUGUCUUCUGUCAAUUUCACCUUUCGUGGAAAGGUUAGCCAGGAGUUUGUCCAAAGAAUUUUGGACUAUGCAUUCUCCCACAAUGUCCAACAGCUGAACAUUACUUGCUUGCCUGGCCGCCUGUACUGUCUGGCCGAAUUCCCUCAUUCUCUUUUUAGUUCGCAGUCUCUCAAACAUUUCACUUUCACCGGGCGUAUUCAAACAUGGAACGCGACCGUACCUACUUGGGCGCUGCCAAAUUUAACAACAUUGAAUCUCACAUACUAUUCUGACACAUGGGAUGGUCUUUUCUCCAACUGUGCAAAUUUGAAGAAUCUCACUUUGAAGAGUAGCACAAUUUUGAAUUGUUUCGGCAUAAGUCAUCCUGGCCUAUCUAGUCUAACACUCGAAGACGAUAAAGUGCGUGUCAAUGUGGUUACACCUCAACUCAAGAGUCUCACUAUUAAAAAUUGGCGAGGGAUACAUUUGAUUUCCGCACCCAACCUUUCCUCCUUGCAUUACACAGAUCAUUAUUGUUCUUAUAAGGAUAAUGAUGAUGGUCCUUUGCAGCUUCCUUCUGACCUUCCUCAUCUAGAGAAGGUUGAUAUAAUUAUUACCUCUGACCAUGAUAAUAAGGCAUAUACUCAUAAAAUUGUCCGUCUGCUUCAACAACUUCGUUAUGUCAAAUUUCUUACACUUAGCUUGGAACUUGUCAAGUUUUUUUCUUCAUCGGUGGAACUAUUCUCACAUCAAACAUCUCCGUUUGUCAACUUAAAGAGUUUAAAAAUUUACCCUAGUUAUGUUUCCCCAUAUGACCAAGCACAACAAAAAGUAACUAUGUCUACUGAAGUUAAAGACUAUUUGCUUGGUGGUUCUCCCGGUGCCACCUUCACAAUGGUUUCACAUGAGGAAAUUAGAGUUGUGAAGAAUGUUACAUCAGCUCGAAACCUUAUGAGAAAAUUGCAAGACCAGUUGAAAGAAAAUAUUGAAACAAACACGAGUCAUAUAGAGCUAGACAAGGCACCAGUGGAGAGCCACGUGAAAGCGGCGCGUGAGCAACUGGAUGAUAUGAAAAGAAAAGUUUCAAUGGUGCAGAGGAUUAGUACAUUAUUGACAGAUGUGCCUACAUCCUAUCGGGAUAAGGAUAAGCUGCAAGCAAGGCUUUAUGGUUUGUGCAUACACAUCGACACUAUCAUGAAACAUUUGGACACGAUCGUGAAACAUGUGAAUGAUCAGAUGGAGAUCGAAUGUGAUAACAAGGUUCAUGAAGCUGCCACAUCGUCACAACCGUCUUCAUGAUAAAUAGCUCUUAACCGGCCUGGAGCUAUCUCCCUUUGCAGCAUAUUGGGAUGGCGAAGUUUAAAUUGUCUUGUGCUUUUAUAGACUUGACUUUUCAAGGAUAUGUUUUUUUUUUUUGGUUUGUAAAUCUCUAGUUAUGAUACUUACCUAUCGCCUAUCACGCGAUGUACGGAUUUAAUACUUUUUUGUAAUUAAGUCUACAUUUCCAUGCUGUAAACUUUGAGUUAAUGCCAAAAAAGUUUAAUCCUCUG